AUGGAACUAAGAUCUACAACAACAAGAAUUAAGGUCUACAACAAGAAUAUACUGCUGCAGAUCGGAGAAAAUGCAUCUACUCCGAUCCCAGAGACCACCAUCGGUGUACUUCGCGAGCUUCGCCUGCUGCGGGAACCAACACAUCAGCCGGCGAGACCUACAAACCCGGCUUGCCGGGAGAGGAGACCUCGGAAGCGGUGUGCGAGAACCCGUAAGCGCGGCAAGAGGGCAGGGAUCCGAGCUAGGUGGCAAGCUAACACCAGCCGGCCACCCGUCCCUUCCAUCCUGCUAGCGAACGUCUGCUCACUGGACAAUAAACUAGACUAUAUCCAACUACAUCGGGACACACAAAGGAAGUACAGGGACUGUAACGUUUUCGUGUUUGUGGAAACAUGGCUCAACGACAGUAUACCGGACUCCGCUAUUCAGCUACCAGGCCUGCUAGCCUUCCGAGCCGACAGGAAUGCUACACUGUCAGGUAAAAACAGGAGAGGUGGGCUGUGCAUAUACGUUAACAACGAAUGGUGCAGGGAUGCGGUGCUUGUUUCCAACUUCUGCUCGCCGCUAGCGGAGUUCCCCCUUGUCAGACGCAUCAGACCAAGCCGAAGGGAGACAAAGACCUGGCCUGAGGAUGCAAUGUUGGCCCUUCAGGACUGUUUUGAGUGCACUGACUGGGACAUUUUCAAGCAGGCAGCCACCUACAACGGCAUCACUGAUCUGGAGGAAUACACCUCAACUGUGACCAGCUACAUCAGCAAGUGCACAGAGGAUGUGUCAGUCUCCAAAACCAUCACCACACGCCCCAACCAGAAACCGUGGAUGACUGCAGAGGUGAGAGCGCUACUGAAAGCCAGGGAUGCUGCCUUCAGGGCUGGGGAGGAGGUAGCUCUGAGGAAGUUCUACUCAAGAUUUGAGGCUCACAACUACUCGGUGGUGAGAAAGGACGCCCCUCCCCCCAACGACCCGGUACUCAGCCUGUCCACUUCUGAAGUGAGAAGGACCCUACUCAGAGUCAACCCACGGAAAGCUACUGGGCCGGAUGGUAUACCGGGUCGUGUGCUGAGGGAGUGUGCAGAUCAACUGACCAACGUCCUCACUGACAUCUUCAACAUCUCACUGUCCACCACCGUCGUCCCCACCUGCUUCAAGACCACCACCAUCAUCCCCGUCCCGAAGAAACCCUCAGUGACUUGUCUCAAUGACUACCGCCCAGUUGCACUGACAUCCACCAUCAUGAAGUGCUUUGAAAGGCUAGUAAUGAGACGCAUCAAGUCACAACUACCAGCCACACUGGACCCAAUGCAGUUUGCGUACCGCCCCAACCGCUCCACAGACGAUGCCAUCAACACCGCCAUCCACCUGGCUCUCUCUCACCUGGACAGGAAGGACACAUAUGUUAGGAUGCUGUUCAUUGACUUCAGCUCAGCAUUCAACACCAUCAUCCCUCAACAGCUGAUAACAAAACUAGGUGAACUUGGACUGAACACAACACUCCGAAACUGGAUCCUGGACUUCCUGGUAGGCAGACCCCAAGCAGUCAGGAUCGGGAACAAGACAUCCAGCACAACAGUACUGAGCACAGGAGCACCCCAGGGCUGCGUGCUCAGCCCGCUAUUGUUCACACUCCUCACCCACGACUGUGUGGCAACGCACAGCUCAAACCACAUCAUCAAGUUUGCUGAUGACACAACCGUGGUGGGCCUGAUCAGCGGAGACAACGAAGCCCCGUACAGAGAGGAGGUGGCACAGCUCAGCAGCUGGUGUACUGACAACAACCUGCUCCUCAACGUGGACAAAACAAAAGAACUGGUCAUCGACUUCAGACGGACUUUGCACACACACACCCCACUGUGCAUUGACAACCUUCCCGUGCAGAUUGUCCAGAGCACAAAGUUUCUGGGCGUACACAUAACAGACGACCUCUCAUGGACUAAGAACACCACACACAUCACAAAGAAAGCCCAGCAGCGUCUGUACUUCCUGAGAAGACUGCGCAAAGCUCAUCUCCCAACCUCCAUCCUCACAACUUUCUACAGAGGAAUGAUUGAGAGCAUCCUCAGCGGCGCCAUCACAUCGUGGUAUGGCAACUGCACUGCUGCAGACCGUAAGGCCCUGCAGCGGAUUGUGAGGACAGCUGAAAAGAUCACCGGGGUCUCUCUGCCCCCCCUCUCAGACAUUUAUAGCUCCCGCUGUCCGCGGAAAGCUAAGAACAUUAUCAGAGACACUUCCCACCCCUCUCACGGACUAUUCACGUUGCUACCAUCAGGUAGAAGGCUUCUCAGCAUCACUGCCCGCUCCUCCAGGAUGGGGAAGAGCUUCUUCCCCCAGGCGGUUAUUCAUAAAAACCUCAAAAAAAUUUGUACUACAAAAGCAUCUGAACCUAAAAACACCACAAUCAGAUGUGGGCUAUUAAACAUUAGAUCUCUCUUGUCUAAAUCUCUGUUAGUGAACGAUUUGAUAAUGGAUCAGCAGAUUGAUUUUUUCUGUCUGACUGAGACCUGGCUGCAGGAGGAAGAGUAUGUCAGUCUAAAUGAGUCAACCCCUGCUAGUCAUAUUAAUUAUCACAUUCCUCGAGGCACAGGCCGAGGAGGAGGAGUGGCAGCAAUCUACCACUCAAGUUUAUUAAUUAAUCCUAGACCUAAGCCGAAAUAUAGUACAUUUGAAAGCCUUAUCCUCAGCCUCUCACAUCCAAAUUGGAAGACAGAAAAACCAGUACUAUUUGCUGUGGUGUAUCGUCCACCUGCUGCUUACUCUGAGCUUUUGUUUGAAUUCACUGAAUUUUUAUCUGAUUUAGUGCUUAGUACGGAUAGAGUAAUUAUAGUGGGCGACUUUAAUAUUCAUGUCGAUACCCACAAUGACAGCCUUAAGACUGCUUUCUAUUCAGUAUUAGACUCAAUUGGCUUUUUGCAAAAUGUUAACAAACCAACUCACUGUUUCAAUCACACCCUUGAUCUUGUACUAACCUAUGGCAUAGAAGCUGAAUAUUUGACAGUAUUCCCUCAGAACCCUGUUUUAUCUGAUCAUUCUUUAGUAACAUUUGAAUUUACAAUAAUGAACUGCACAGCAUCUGAGAAAAAAAUUAACUACUGUAGAUUUCUGUCUGAUAAUGCUGUUAUCAAAUAUAAGGAAGCUAUUCCAUCUUUAUUAUCUCCGCUGACAUGUGCCAGUUUUACAGAGGGCAAUGGCCUAAACGUUACUCCAGCAGAUAUAGACUAUCUAGUUGAUAAUACUGCUGCUUCAUUGCGUUCAACCCUUGACUCUGUUGCCCCUUUGAAAAAGAAGGUCAGUAAUCAGAGGAAGCUAGCUCCAUGGUACAAUUCACAAAUACGUACUUUAAAGCAGAUAUCACGAAAGCUGGAAAGGAAAUGGUUAUCCACUAACUUAGAGGAAUUCCGCCUAGCCUGGAAAGAUAGCUUUAUAAUGUAUAAAAAAGCCCUCCGUAAGGCAAGAACUGCCUAUUACUCAUCAUUAAUAGAGGAAAACAAGAACAACCCUAGGUUUCUUUUCAGCACUGUAGCCAGGCUGACAAAGAGCCAUAGCUCUGUUGUACCAUCCAUCCCUCUAGCUCUCACUAGUAAUGACUUUAUGAGCUUCUUUAGCAACAAAAUAGUAGACAUUAGAGACAGAAUCCAUCUCAUCCUGCCUACAACUGUUAAUGAUGUAGGUAUGUCCAGAACAGCAUCUUUAGAAACGUCUUCCAGUCCUGAUUUGCCGUUAGACUGUUUCUCUCCCAUAGAUCUAGCUGAAUUGACUUCAAUAGUUUCUAAAUCUAAAUCAUCAACAUGUCUUUUGGAUCCUAUCCCGACCAGACUUCUUAAAGAGGUGUUGCCUUUGAUUGGCACUCACAUAUUAGAUCAAAUAAAUCUCUCGUUGGUUACAGGAUAUGUUCCACAGGCUUUUAAGGUUGCAGUUAUCAAACCUUUACUUAAAAAGCCUUCUCUGGACUCUGACAUUUUGGCAAACUAUAGACCUAUAUCCAAUCUCCCCUUUAAUUCUAAAAUUCUUGAAAAGGCUGUUGCAUCUCAGUUGUGUGACCAUCUACAUAGGAACGGUUUGUUUGAAGUUUUUCAGUCAGGAUUUAGAGUUCAUCAUAGCACAGAGACAGCACUGGUGAAAGUUACCAACGACCUUCUUAUAGCAUCAGAUAAUGGACUCGUCUCUAUACUUGUCCUGCUAGAUCUUAGUGCUGCAUUUGACACCAUUGAUCAUAAUAUCCUAUUGGAAAGAUUGGAACAUGUUAUUGGGAUUAAAAGAACAGCACUAGGCUGGUUUAAAUCAUAUCUAUCAGAUAGAUACCAGUUUGUUCAUGUUAACGAUGAUCCCUCCAUAUAUACCAGAGUAAGUCAUGGAGUUCCACAGGGUUCUGUGCUUGGACCGAUACUGUUCACCUUAUACAUGCUUCCCCUAGGCAAUAUUAUCAGGAAGCAUGGAAUAAAUUUCCAUUGUUAUGCGGAUGAUACCCAGCUAUAUUUAUCUAUGAAACCAGACGAAACAGAUCAGUUAGCCAUACUUCAGGCAUGUCUUAAAGACAUAAAGGCCUGGAUGACCUGUAACUUUCUUCUUCUGAAUUCAGACAAAACUGAGGUUAUUUUGUUUGGUCCCAAACACCUCAGAAACAGUUUAUCUAAUCAUAUAGUUACUCUGGAUGGCAUUAAUUUAGCCUCCAGUACGACUGUGAGGAACCUUGGAGUUAUUUUUGAUCAGGAUCUGUCCUUUAACUCACAUAUAAAACAAGUCUCUAGGACCGCCUUCUUUCACCUGCGCAAUAUCAGUAAGAUUAGGAACAUUCUGUCGCAGAGUGAUGCUGAAAAAUUAGUCCAUGCUUUUGUUACUUCUAGGCUGGACUACUGUAAUUCCCUAUUAUCAGGAUGUCCAGUUAACUCUCUAAAGAGCAUCCAGCUGAUCCAAAAUGCUGCAGCAAGAGUACUGACUGGAAUUAGCAAGAGAGAUCAUAUUACUCCUGUACUAACUUCUCUUCAUUGGCUCCCUGUAAAAUCCAGAAUUGAUUUUAAAAUCCUUCUCCUUACAUAUAAGGCCCUCAAUGGCCAGGCUCCUUCAUAUCUCAAAGAGCUGAUAGUACCAUAUCAUCCCAACAGACUGCUUCGUUCCCAGAAUGCAGGUUUGCUUAUGGUUCCCAAAAUCUCUAAAAGUAGAAUGGGAGGCCGAGCCUUUAGCUAUCAGGCCCCUCUCCUAUGGAACCAACUGCCAGUUUGGGUUCGGGAAGCAGACACCCUCUCUAAUUUUAAAACGAAGCUUAAAACCUUCUUGUUUGAUAAAGCUUAUAAUUAG
This is a messenger RNA of Toxotes jaculatrix (banded archerfish), 5289 nucleotides long. RefSeq lists its product as uncharacterized. The transcript is spliced from 5 exons. The coding region runs from base 1 to 5289 and encodes 1762 amino acids. NCBI's taxonomy places the organism in Eukaryota, Metazoa, Chordata, Actinopteri, Toxotidae. Gene Ontology annotation, molecular function: methyltransferase activity; 2-oxoglutarate-dependent dioxygenase activity. The record is from RefSeq and is a predicted model, not a curated record.